Penicillium odoratum is the source of this 624-nucleotide messenger RNA. RefSeq names its product DsbA family protein. The coding region runs from base 1 to 624 and encodes 207 amino acids. The transcript is spliced from 5 exons. The record is from RefSeq and is a predicted model, not a curated record. NCBI's taxonomy places the organism in Eukaryota, Fungi, Ascomycota, Eurotiomycetes, Eurotiales, Aspergillaceae.
AUGUCGGUGCCUCCCAAAUUUGCAGGGCUCAAGCUUUCUGCUGGUACCCCCCACGAGAGCCAGCAUACACUGGAAUUGUAUCUUGACUAUGUCUGCCCGUUCUCCGCCAAGAUGUUUAACACUUUUUACGCGCUGAGUCCCCAAAUCGCACAGCAGUACGGGGCCCGGCUUCAGGUCAUUCUUCGACAGCAUGUCCAGCCAUGGCAUCCCUCCUCCACGCUCACCCAUGAAGCUGGAGUAGCGGUGCUUCGUCUCGCCCCAGGCAAAUUCUGGGAAUUCAGCGCUGCAUUGUUCGAGCAACAGACCGAGUUCUUUGAUGUGAAUGUGGUAAAUGAAACCCGCAAUGCCACAUACGGACGGUUGGCCAAGAUCGCCGGGUCAGUUGGCGUGGACGAGAUUAAGUUCCUGGAUUUGUUGAGGAUCCCAGAAGCUCCCGGCGAAGAUGGACAUUUGAACGUGGGAAACAAGGUCACCAAUGAUCUUAAAUGGAUCAUUAAAACGGAUCGAGUGAUCGGGGUCCAUGUUUCGCCCACCGUCUUUUUCGACGGAGUGGAGGAGCGAGGCAUCAGCAGCAGCUUCACAGAGGCUCAAUGGGGGGAGUGGCUGGCUCAGAACGUGGUUUGA